Molecule: messenger RNA, 3930 nt
Organism: Nymphalis io (European peacock)
Lineage: Eukaryota; Metazoa; Arthropoda; Insecta; Lepidoptera; Nymphalidae
Gene: Oseg1
Product: intraflagellar transport protein 122 homolog
Exons: 23
Coding region: 137-3682 (1181 amino acids)
Biological process (GO): non-motile cilium assembly; protein localization to cilium; intraciliary retrograde transport
Cellular component (GO): non-motile cilium; intraciliary transport particle A
Molecular function (GO): protein binding
Source: RefSeq, a predicted model, not a curated record
AAAUGAGUUUGUUUACACUCUCCAUGGAACCGUUGUCAACGGAAUAAAUUAUUUUAUAAUUUAAGCGUGUUAAGGCUGUUUUGUGUAAACGAAAUCUUAUUCUUGGGUUACUAUAUUAUACAAUUUAAACUCCAAAAUGAGGACUAUCCCUAAGUGGGUAAAUAAGAUUCAUGAAGCCGAUAAAAUAGAAUUUUCGAGUGUUCAUGCAAUAUGCUUUAGUCCGGAUGGCACCCAAUUAAUUGUUGGAGCAGGGGAGAAGGUAAUGGUGUAUGACCCUAGAGAUGGAGCCCUUGUUCAACUUUUACAAGCUCAUAAAGGAGCAGUUCAUGCAGUUGCAUACUGUAAUGAUGGCAAGAAAUUUGCGAGUGGGAGUGCUGAUAAGAAUGUUAUAAUUUGGACAUCUAAAAUGGAGGGUGUUCUUAAAUAUUCGCAUAAUGAGGCAAUUCAAUGCUUAGCUUAUAAUCCAGUGACAUAUCAUUUGGCAUCAUGUGCCAUAUCAGAUUUUGCAUUUUGGUCAGCUGAUGUAAAAGCAGUUCAAAAAUAUAGAGUCAGUGGUCGUAUUACAAGCUGCGCUUGGUCUCCAACAGGACAAUAUUUAGCUAUAGGAUUAGCUAUUGGAAGUGUAUCAAUACGCAACAAGUUAGGUGAAGAAAUACAGAAAAUUACACGAGAUGCUGCUGUGUGGGCUGUCACUUUCUUAAAACAAACCCUUUUAGUAACAGACUGGAAUGAUACUCUAUCUUUUUAUGAUAUUCAAGGUCAACAAGUUUUAAAAGAAAGAAACAUCGAGUUGUCAGCAGUAUCAAUAACAACACUUGGUGCUUUAGUGUUAGUGGGGGGCAUCGGUGGUUGGUCAGUGCUAACUUCUGAAGGAGUUGUAAUAGUCUCCACACCUGUUGAAUGGGUUUGGUGUGUUGCACCUUCACAUUCUCAGAACUCUAUGGCAGUAGCUUGUCAAGAUGGGACUCUGUGGUGCUAUCAAGUAGCUUAUAGUACAGUACAUGGAUUGUACCGCGAACGGUAUGCCUACAGAGAGAACAUGACAGACAUUAUAAUACAACACUUAACCUCGGGAAAUAAAGUUCGGAUUAAGUGUCAUGAUAGAGUGCAGAAAAUAGCCAUCUAUAAACAUCGUUUAGCAGUGCAAUUACCGGAGAGAGUAGUUGUAUAUGAACAAGGAGACUUGGAAGGCAUGCUCUAUAGAGUUAAAGAAAAACUCGAGCAAAAGAAUGAAUGCUCCCUAUUGGUUGCUACCAGUGAGGCUUUACUCAUAUGCCAGGAUACAAAGCUUUCGAUGAUCGGUUCAAAGCUCCCCAAGUCAUGGACAGUUCCAUCUCCCAUUCGUUAUGUCAAAGUAACAACAUUACAACUAGAAGAAGUCUUACUGUUGGGAUUGCUUAACGGGCAAAUAUGGCAAGUGGAACCAGGCAGCGGGAUAGCUAAGGUCAUUCUGCAAAGUCCUGGUAACGUGCGCUGUUUGGACGUGAACGCUUCGCGCAGUCGUUUGGCGGUUGUCGAUGAGGCGUCUGUUUGCCGCGUGUACAGCUUAACGAACGGCGAAUUACUUUAUACGGAAGAGAACAUAACAGCGGUAUCUUGGAAUUCUUGGUGUGAUGAACUCCUUUGUCUCUCGGGCGGUGGUCUGUUGUCUAUAAAAGCAGCUCACUUCGCCGCCGCGACGCAACCUUUAAUCGGUUCAGUUGUAGGAUUCCAGGGAGGCCGAGUAUUUUGCUUACAAGCCAACUCUAUGCAAACUGUAAAUGUGCCGCUUUCUCACGCGGUGCACCAAUAUAUCCAACAAAAAUUAUUCAAUGACGCGUAUGCAGUCGCAUGCUUGGGUGUGACAGCUUUAGAUUGGGAGCGACUCGGCACUGCAGCGUUGGAGGAGUUGUCCUUCGAAGUGGCUCGCAAAGCUUUCCAGCGCAGCGAAAAUAUUACUCACCUCACACUCAUCGAUCAAUUGCAGGAGCGCAUUGAUAAUGGUGAGAAGCAUGCCGUUAUAGCGGGCGAGGUUGUCGCGCACCUAGGGCGAUACACGGAGGCAGCGCGCAUAUUCCACGGUGCGGCAAGGGACGACCGCGCAUUAGCCCUUUAUCUCGAUCUGCGCAUGUUUAAUAAAGCUCAGGAGUACGUGGGUGAAGGUGAUGGUCUAACGAAUCUUGCGCGUCAACGUGCGGAAUGGGCGCAUCGUGUGAACGAACCGCGCGCCGCGGCCGAGAUGUACCUCGCGGCGGGCGACGUACCCAAGGCGGCGAAGCUGCUGGCUGAAAGUGGAAAACGGGAUAUGUUAAUAGAGCUGGCAAGGAAAAUGGAUAAAGGCUCAAGCGAUUCUCUUCGUCAUGUAGCGGAAGCCUUAGCCGCCGUUGGGGAAUAUGGUACCGCCGGUGAUGUUUACCAGAGACUUGGAGAUUUUAAGAAAGUAGCCCAACUGGCCGUUAUAGCAGGCGAGUGGUCAAGAGCGUUCAACCUCGCUCGUGAACACGCCGAAUGCAAACAGGACGUGUACUUGCCGUACGCUCAUCGUAUGGCACAGGAGAAAAAAUUCGUUGAAGCACAGAGAGCGUAUCACAUGGCAGGGGAAAUUACAACUGCGAUGCGCGUCUUCAAUGUACUGGUAGGAAACGCGGUAACCGAAGAGCGCUUCAACGACGCGGGGUACUUGCACCACUUACUCGCAUCUCAGUGUCUCGACUCAGCUGCGGCAGCGGAUAGGGAUCGCGAUAAGUUGCUGCAUCAGUACAAACAAUACGACCGUCUGGCUCGUAUCUACCACGCCUACGACUCCGUGCAUCGCUGCGUGCACGAGCCAUUUUCUCUGUCGCAGCCAGAGACGUUACUCAACGCCGCACGUUACGUCCUAGCGUUGCUCGACGGGGAUCCGCCCUCUGGUGUCUCUAUGUUUUGUUUAUACCUGUGUCUGGCUAAACAAGCUAAAGUUCUCAAUGCGAAUACGCUGGCUCGGCAAAUGUUAGAUAAAAUAUUAGGCCUCCAAGUGCCACCUAAAUUUCAGGAAGGUGUGGAACUGCUGAUGCUGAAGAGUGGCGGUGUGACUGAUACCGGUGGGGAAGAAGACGUUGUCCCGUUGUGCUGGCGAUGUCGCCGUCAUGUACCAGCGCUAGCAAAUCAGUGUCCACGAUGUAGACACAAUUUGGCCUACUCUUUAGCUACACACGAGGUUCUACCACUGGUUCAAUUCGAGCCCGCAGAAGGCAUCUCCGAAGCGGAAGCAAUGGACCUCAUCGAACGCAUGCCCAUACCAGAAGUCGAGAAAAACAACACUGAAGGAGCUGACGUUCUACGUAUAGACCACGACAUCGACUAUUCGGAUCCGUUUAUGGAUAAAGUUGAGGAGGAAGACGAAGGCGUAGUCGAGUGUAGUCGCCUCGCGCUACUCCAACUCAAUCCAGCCUGUGCCGUGGUUGUAAAACGCUCGCCGCUACCACCCCUCUACUACCGCAACAUGCUGCCCGAGCUGCCGGUGGCCACCUGUCCCUCCUGUCAUAACUUGUUCUACAUGGAGGACUACGAAAUACAAGUCGUAACGAAGGGUCACUGUCCAUUCUGUAGACAGCCGCCGGAUGAAUUAAGGAACCUCGAGGAUAGUACAGAAGGCUCGCUGUCGAACGACAACGAAUCACCGACACCCCGCAGCCCCAGCAAUGGAGACGUCACGUGGCGAUAGUCACAUUGAAAUUAUCGAUUCUUACAACUUAAGACAUUUUAUUAAUAUCUCCUAAGCUUUGACUUAUCGUCGAUAUCAAGCGUGGAGAUAAAUAUUUUCAGUAUUGCAUUAUAGUAGCACAAUAUAUAUAUAUGUACCUGGUAAGUAUACAGCACAGUUAUUGCUAACUCAGUGUGUUAUUCUGAAUAAUUCCGGUCAUUAUCGUAUUGUAUAUUCAUUUCCGCAAAGUUUCACCUGUCCUGUAUUUA